Messenger RNA from Prinia subflava (tawny-flanked prinia), 5680 nucleotides. RefSeq names its product IKAROS family zinc finger 2 (gene IKZF2). The transcript is spliced from 8 exons. Gene Ontology annotation, biological process: regulation of transcription by RNA polymerase II. Gene Ontology annotation, cellular component: nucleus. The record is from RefSeq and is a predicted model, not a curated record. Gene Ontology annotation, molecular function: RNA polymerase II cis-regulatory region sequence-specific DNA binding; DNA-binding transcription activator activity, RNA polymerase II-specific. The coding region runs from base 275 to 1987 and encodes 570 amino acids. Lineage: Eukaryota; Metazoa; Chordata; Aves; Passeriformes; Cisticolidae.
GCGCCGAUGACUUGUUGCUGUUAGCCCAAAAUACAACAAAUAAUUUUUUUAAAAAAACCCGAACCAAAACCAAUCAAACAAAAAAACCCCACACGAAGACCGAAGAAGAAGCGGGGGCAGAAGCCGCGGCGGGUCUCGCCGGUCCGUUAGCCAGCCCGGCCCCGCUGCCAUUUCCCUCAGCGCCCGCCGCCACCUGCGCGCCCCCGGGGGGCUGCGGCCUGCGGCGGGGAGAAGCGGGCAGAGGGAAUAAAAUGACAAGCGAGGCAGGACUUCCAUGACUUUGACAGGUUGUGGCAGGGGCGGGGAGAGGCAAGAUGAGGCGCGGAGCCCGGCGUCGCCCAGGGCCGGAGCGGCGCUCCGGGGAAGUUGGCCCGGCUUUGCUGCGCGGGGUCACUGCACUUUGACUAUGGAAGCAGAGGCUGUUGAUGGAUAUAUCACAUGUGACAAUGACUAUUCGCCCGAAAGGGAGCACUGCGGCAUGGCCAUCGACCUCACCUCCAGCACUCCCAACGGGCAGCACACCUCCCCCUGUCACAUGGCAGGCUCAAAUUCAGUAAAGCUAGAAAUGCAAAGCGAUGAGGAAUUUGACAGGAAGCCCCUGAUUCAUGAAGAUAUUAUCAGAGCUCACGAUGGAGGAAGCAGCCUGGAAGAUCCCUUCAUUGGGAGUAACGAGAUGGUGGAUAACAGAAAGAUCCAGGAGCUCUCGAGCGAGGGAGGAAUCCGGCUUCCGAAUGGUAAACUGAAAUGUGACGUCUGUGGCAUGGUUUGCAUUGGGCCCAAUGUGCUAAUGGUACAUAAAAGGAGCCACACUGGUGAACGCCCCUUCCACUGUAACCAAUGUGGAGCUUCUUUUACCCAGAAGGGGAACCUGCUGAGGCACAUCAAGUUGCACUCUGGGGAGAAACCGUUCAAAUGUCCCUUCUGUAGCUACGCCUGCCGGCGGAGGGACGCCCUGACAGGACACCUCAGGACACACUCUGUGGGGAAGCCUCACAAGUGCAACUACUGCGGCCGGAGCUACAAGCAGCGCAGUUCUCUGGAGGAGCACAAGGAACGCUGCCACAACUACCUGCAGAACGUCAGUCUGGAGGCUGCUGGGCAGGUCAUGAGUCACCAUGUACCUGCUCUGGAAGAUUGUAAGGAACAAGAGCCUGUGAUGGACAACAAUAUUUCUGUGGUGCCUUUUGAGAGACCUGCUGUUAUAGAGAAGCUGACGAGCAACAUGGGAAAGCGUAAAAGCUCCACCCCACAGAAGUUUGUGGGUGAAAAGUUCAUGAGAUUUGGCUACCCAGAUAUCCCCUUUGACAUGAACCUAAGCUACGACAAGGAGGCUGAGCUGAUGCAGUCUCACAUGAUGGACCAAGCCAUCACCAAUGCAAUCACCUACCUUGGAGCCGAGGCGCUUCACCCCCUGAUGCAGCACACACCGAGCACAAUCGCAGAGGUGGCCCCGGUCAUCAGCUCAGCCUACGCUCAGGUCUAUCAUCCCAGCAGGAUAGAGAGGCCCAUCAGCAGGGAAACGGCCGACAGCCACGAGAACAACAUGGAUGGCCCCAUCUCCCUCAUCAGACCAAAGAGUCGAAUCCAGGAUAGAGAGGGCUCCCCCAGCAAUAGCUGCCUGGAUUCCACUGACUCAGACAGCAGCCACGACGACCGCCAGUCCUACCCAGGAAACGCUGCCUUAACCCCCAAGAUAAAGCCAAACCCGGCUUACGUGAAGGAAGAGGCCAAGCCUUUGGAUGUCACCAAAGCUCCUAAGGGCUCUUUAAAGGAUAUGUACAAGGUGAUCAACGGAGAAGGGGAGCAGAUUAGGGCUUUCAAGUGCGAGCACUGUCGCGUCCUCUUCCUGGACCAUGUCAUGUACACCAUCCACAUGGGCUGCCACGGCUACCGGGACCCGCUGGAGUGCAACAUCUGCGGCUACCGCAGCCAGGACCGCUACGAGUUCUCGUCGCACAUAGUCCGGGGGGAGCACACAUUCCGCUAGGCCUUCUCAUCCAAAGGGGACUCCUAUGAAGUACCAGAACUGCACAUGAAGAAAUACUGCACUUACAAUCCCACUUUUUCCUCAGACGUUGAGACGCCUAUUUUGUUGUCGUUGCCGUUGUUGUCGUUGCCCGUUGUUUAAUUAUUAUUAUUAUUAUUAACCUUAUUUUUUGUGGACCCAACCUCAUUUGCUCUGCCCAGCUUAAGAACGGAAGGAAGGAAGGGAAUGGAUAAGGGAGGGGUUUGUCGCGGCCGUUGGUUUUUGGGGAGGGACCCGCCUUGCUCUCUGUGGGAAUUGGAAGGCAGUCUGUGUUCCAACAGGUCUCAGUCAAUUGUACACCGUGUCCUCUUUUGGGAUAUCUCCCAACCAUGCCAGGUACUUUCAAGUCCCAACAAGAUGCCCCUCAUUUGCAGUUUCAGAGGAGUAGGUAGAAAACAUUUCAGAGGAGAGCCUUUUUCUAAUGUGAAGAUACGGUGCGAGCUUUUGGUGGCUGGAGGAAAGGGAGGAAGCUUGUUCUGCAGAAUGAACAAUUAUUUUUAAAGCGAAACUGGUAGGGAGUUAGGAGCAUGAAUCAAAGUCAAUAUUCCUCUCAAAAUUACUUUCAAGGGUGAGCUGUUUUCCUGGGUUCAGUGUGUAUUGCCCCUCUAGAAUGUAAAUAAAUUUUUAAAAAAGUAAAAAAAAAAAAAAAGGAAAUGUAUGUCUUAACACUGUACCACAUUACAGCAGUUUAGUUUCAUAAGUCUGAGGGCCUUCUGUGGUAAGUUUGAGGCUUUGUGUUUUUAUUUUCCUUAACUUAUGAAGCACCUUUUUUUAGAAUUGUCGAUACUCUGUUACUCCAUGCCUACGUGUUGUCCCACUGGCUUCUUAGAGACCCUUGGGAGCCUUACUUCUUUAGUUGCACCCUAAGUUUUAAGAAAGAGCAUUUAGAAAUAACAUUUAAACUUGCUUCUAGGACAGUAAGUGGCCUAGGAGUGGGUGAGAGUCUGUAGUUUACUCAAGAGGUUCUGCUGCUCUUCUGAAAUACCUUUGGGUUAAAGUUAUGGAUUUUUAAAAUGACAAAAGUACUAGCAGCAAAGUGUUCUUUAAAUAUAGUUAUAUAUAGAUAAAUAAAUAUGUAAAUACUUUCUCAUUCUACUAUCACAGUGUUAACCUCUUGGCAACAGCCUAAACUAAGACUUGCAGCUGGGAAAGCGUCAGGAGCCAGAUCCUUGGCCAGCAUUAAUCCUCUUGGCUCCCUUGAAUUUAAAGGAGCUGCCCCAACUACUCCAGCUACAUCAGGAUCCAAACCUUGACUGUUUUUUCUUCUUGUUGACCUCUUACUUGCUAAUUUGCUGAACCGCCAAUUUCCUUUUGUUUGUACAUCAUGAAUUCUGCUUAAUUUAGGGAUGUGAGUUUUAGCAGGUUUUACCUUGGCUCCAGAAGCCCAGGUCAGUACGACCAACAGGUCACAAACGACCUGCCCUGCUUCUUCAGAAAGUAAUAGGUGAAGGUGGAGGUGCUGUGUAUUGAUUUGGACUUAAAGAUUUCAUUUUUAUUGCUAAUUUAUUGAUUUCCCUGUAGGGAAAGCAAAUGGAGAAACGUACUCCAGAGAGAGUCCUUGACCUGCAGACUGGACAAGAGAACAAGUCCACUGAGCUAUUUUGUUUCCUUUCUUUCUCUCAGUAAAUAACAAAGCCAGCAACCACCCAGCAAGUUGCAUCAGUGAAAGCUGGGCUUAAACCUAGGGGACAGAUUGCCAUUGAAACCCAACUGUUUGUACCAAUCACAAUUGAAAUGUUGUUGUUUGGCAACAAGAGCACAGCUUGAGAAUGGAAGGAUCUGGAUGGGUUUAACCCCCUCCGCACGCAUGGUCUCCGUGCGCUCGGGGAGACCUUUUCCAAAGGAUGAAGUUACUAAAGUAUAAAAGAGAGAGCAAGAUCAGGCCGUAAUGAAUUCCCAUCUGCUCCCUCCAAUCUGUGCACUUGAUGCAUAUGCCAGUUUGCUGUUCGUUUUGAGGGUACUGGUUUUUUCUUCUUCUUCUUCUCCUCUUCCUAGACCUGGAGCAUUUGAAAGUAGGAGCUGAGUGGUAUUGAUUGAAAUCUUUUUAUGGUGACAUUCUUGGCAGCUAGAACCUGUGUUUAGAAAGAAUACAGUAGAUCAUGGCCAGAUUACCUGAUGACUGCUUCCCAGCACUGCAAUGCUAUUAAGUAGGAGCUGGUAAAGUCUUGCAGUAGCCUAUUAAUUAUAAUACAAUGUGGAGAGAAAUGUCAUCUUGUGUAAUGUGAGCCCUAUCAAGGCUGGGAAUAUGCAAGGCUUUGGAGAGACAGAUUUAAAGAUCUAUUCCCAACAUUGUUCUUAACGUCGCUGGGUUCCUCCCCCUCCUUCUUUCUUCACCCUAAUGCAGAGGAAACCGGGGCAAAUGAACCAGUGCCGUCCUCCAGACCAUUCCCAUUGUCUUGUGCCUGGUGCAGUCGAAAGAGUUUGUGCAGGGCAAAAGCAGGGAGGUGCCGCAGGGCAUCGCUUUUGUUCCGUGUGGCUGGUUCUCUGCACUUAGGGAGGUGGGCUCAGGAGGCCCUGCUUUGUGUCAGGAUGUGCCUGGAAAUUCAGGAAAGAAAAAAGUGGUUGUGAUUUGCUGAAGUAGGAAAGGUCCUUUAAGAACAAGGUGGGAAGAGAAGGGUUCUUGGGGGUUGCUGGGCUUGCCUGGACCUCCAGAAAAACACAUGGCCCAAGCCAGAGAUGGAGUUUGCCGGCAAAUCCGUUCAGUCUCUGGGGGAAACGCUCCGUUCUCCCCUCUGUGGUCAGUGAAAGAACACUGGGCUGUGGUUUCUUGGAACAGUCAGCACUAGGGGGAAAGUGUUUAAAAAUUUCUGCCUUUGUUUGGGAAAGCACCGGAAUACGGGAACGGUGGAGAAUCUCUUGUGUAUCCACGGAUCAGUUGGCUGCAAUUACCCCUGCAGCUCGUUAGUGUGCACCUUGGUUCACUGACGGCUCACGGGUACCUCUGGAGGGUGUAUCCUGCAGAUGUUCAGAGGAUGCCCACUGGUUUUGGGCCUGGCUUCAGUUAAGUCCAGCUUCUUGAUCUAAGGGUGGCAGGUGAGGUCUGUAUGCCCUGGUGUAAGGGAACUGGGGAGGCACUGGGGAGUUUUCUUAGAGAAACCACAGUUUUUGGAGAGGAGGACACUUGAGGGGUCACAUUAAUUUUUUAUUAUCAAUGUCCUUUUCUAAACAUUCACUGGAGGCUUUUAUCCUACAGCUAGGAAAAGAAGAAAGAUUAAAUUCUUCUUCAAACUUUGAGCAAAAUUUUGAAUUAACAUAUACUUUAGAAUUCGAUUCCUACUGAAAAUUAUUAGAGGGCUUUAUGUAAUGCAGUUUGUCCCUUCACAAAAGUGAGCAAAAUGGGGCAGCAGAGAUUUCUUUGAGUGUUUUUUCUUGGUUGCUCUCUGCAAGAAUUGGAUUUCUAAGAAAAGCUCUUGAGUUUCGUCAAGUUCAUUAGUCAUUCAUAGUGUACUAGGAGUUUCAGUGGCUAAUCCUUGGCCUCCAGAUCCGUUUGUUCUGAGUAUUUGGUGCUGGAAAUCGACCUGGCUGAUUUUUAUUGGACUCCUUUGAAAUUCUUGGAAACGGGUUUCCAGUUAGAAACAUGCAUUUGCAAAUUUAGAAUUGGCUUCCUGUGAGCAUUCCCCAUUUUCAUUAAAAAAAAAAAAAAAAUAAAAAAAA